AUAUUACAGAUGCAAAUUCCAACAUUGUCUUGCAAGGAAGUACGUUCACAGGUGUACCGAGGACCCAUCUUUCUUUGAAGUCACUAACCUGGGAAAACACACUUGCCCCAGAAUAUUAAGCACCAAUUGUUCCUCCACUGCAACAGAAUUAGCUGCUAGAACUGUAAGAACCAGAGAUUCAUCACCUGCAACUGAAUCAGCUUCUACAAUCAAUGAUCGUAGUUUCCAAAAUCCAACAAGCCUUCAGUCAUUGGAGAAGUACGAGCUUGUAAAGGAUUUAGGAUCUGGGAAUUUUGGAGUUGCGAGGCUGAUGAGGAACAAGGUUACCAAAGAGCUUGUUGCUAUGAAAUGUAUAGAAAGAGGGCACAAGAUUGAUGAGAAUGUUGCUAGAGAAAUCAUAAAUCACAGAUCACUUCGACAUCCAAACAUAAUCCGAUUCAGAGAGGUGGUUCUCACCCCCACCCACCUUGCUAUUGUCAUGGAGUAUGCGGCCGGAGGGGAGCUUUUCGAGAGGAUUUGCAAUGCUGGAAGAUUCAGCGAAGAUGAGGCUAGAUACUUCUUCCAACAGCUUAUAUCAGGAGUUCACUACUGCCAUUUCAUGCAAAUAUGCCAUAGAGAUUUGAAGCUCGAGAACACAUUUUUGGAUGGGAGCCCUGCACCACGGCUGAAAAUUUGUGAUUUUGGCUACUCAAAGUCAUCUCUGCUACACUCGAGACCAAAAUCCACAGUUGGCACUCCUGCAUACAUUGCUCCUGAGGUUCUUUCUCGUAGAGAAUAUGAUGGCAAGACGGGGGAUGUUUGGUCUUGUGGAGUGACACUUUAUGUGAUGCUGGUUGGAGCAUGCCCUUUCGAAGACCAAGAAGAUCGAAAAUUUUUUAGGAAGACGAUUCAACGAAUAAUGGGUGUUCAAUACAAGAUCCCAGACUAUGUUCACAUAUCUCAAGAUUGUAGACAUCUUCUUUCUCGGAUAUUUGUAGCCAAUGCUUCCAAGAGAAUCACCCUAAAAGAAAUUAAGAGCCAUCCAUGGUUCCUGAAGAAUUUGCCAAGGGAACUAACAGAAGCAGCACAAGCGGAGUAUUACAGGAAGGAAAACCCGACGUUUUCCCCACAAAGCGUGGAGGAUAUCAUGAAGAUCGUGGAGGAAGCAAGGUCACCUCCGCCAGUUCUGCAAUCCCAUGGAGGGUAUAGAUGGGGAGAUGAGGAUGAUGAUAAAGAAGAGGAGGGAGAAGCAGGAGAGGAAGAAGAUGGAGAAGAAGAUGAGUAUGAUAAGAGAGUGAAAGAAGCUCAUGAAAGUGGAGAAAUUGGGCCUAUAUAAAAUGAUGGGUUGCAUGAGUUGGAGGGUUUGUGUUAAAAGAUGGAGGUUAAUAAGUCUGUGUAAAUGUGUGGUAUUUAUGUCAAAUAGGUGUGCUGGUGUGUGAGAACAUUAGGGUUGUGAUGAUGGUUCCAUUUCAAUUGCAGGAAUUGGCUUCUUUUUGGUAAA
Molecule: messenger RNA, 1480 nt
Organism: Cynara cardunculus var. scolymus (artichoke)
Lineage: Eukaryota; Viridiplantae; Streptophyta; Magnoliopsida; Asterales; Asteraceae
Product: serine/threonine-protein kinase SRK2A-like
Exons: 9
Coding region: 311-1315 (334 amino acids)
Biological process (GO): intracellular signal transduction; protein phosphorylation
Molecular function (GO): ATP binding; protein serine/threonine kinase activity
Source: RefSeq, a predicted model, not a curated record